Paramecium pentaurelia is the source of this 1582-nucleotide messenger RNA. Lineage: Eukaryota; Ciliophora; Oligohymenophorea; Peniculida; Parameciidae. The record is from the annotation of a GenBank genome assembly.
AUGGGAAUUCCAUAACCAAAACAAACUCAAUCUCAACUUUUUGAAGAAACCCUUAAAUAAUUCGACAUAAUAGACAAAUAAUCUACUUACGUAUUAUUUCAGAAUAAAACUACAAUGCAAAAAUUAGAAUUUUGGACAUUUAAGUAUCAUGAUGAAGACUCUUUCAAAAAGGCAGUAUAAGAACUGAUUCCAAUUAAAUCAUGUUAAACUUUGCUUUAAAUUGUUAAAUAAAAUACAGUGUCUCAUGAUGAAUUUUGUUCUACUUUCUAUGAACUUCAAAUACUUGUUGAACAUCCAAUCUAAAGUUUUGGAGAAUACCUACAAAAUAGAGGACAAUAAGAUUACUCAUCAAAAGAGCUGUAUCAUUUGAUAGAUUGUGUAGUAUUUGCAUAAUUAAAUCUUGAUAAAAAACAAUAUAUAGGAUUCAAUAAUUUAUGGCAAGGUGAAAAUGAUGUCUGGAAAUUGAGAAGUUUUGAUAAUACCUAUCGACCUAUCGAUUUUUGGGGAAAACAAAUACCUCAUUUAUAUCCAGCACCAGAAGAACUCAAAUUAAAUCCAUUACUUAAAUAUUCACUUGAAAAAGCAACCAUUUUCACCUUUGGUAUGCUCCUUCUUCAUGUUGCAUUAGGUAUUUAAUUAAUUUAAAUAAGUAUAGCCAAAUCUUGUGACUCUAUUUAUUAAAAUAAUACUAUAGAUUAAUAAAAAAUGAUAACUAGAAUUGCUGAAUUCUACAAAAUAUAUCCUACCACUUUAGCAGAUAUUAUAUCUAAUAUGCUAUAAUUGGAUCCAAAUCAAAGAUACAAUUAUUAAGAUAUCCAUUAUAGAUUGAAAGAGGCUUAAUAAUGUAAGAUAACUGAUAGCACUAACUUACUCUUAAAAAUGCCUUAACAUAUAAAUAGCUAAUCUAAAAUCUAAGGAAAUCCUUAUAAAUCUCCUGUAGAAACUUAAAGAUUAAUGAACAUUCCACUAUAUCCUGAAUAAUUAUUUAUAAAUUCUUAAUUGAUACCUGGAAAUAAUAGUUUACCAAAUUAUGGUAAUUCUUUAUAAUCAAAUAAUGAAUAAUUGAUAUAGACAUCUAAGCAAUAAUAGCUAGAACAACCUUAAACUAUAAUACAAAAUCAAUAAUCAUCCCCUUAUAAUAGUAGAAUUAAAUAAGAUAAAAUAUCAUUUGUUGAUGGAAGAUACUAUGAGGGAGAAAUUAUGAAUGAAUAAAUGCAUGGUUAAGGUGUUCUUUAUUAUUCUGAUUCUACAAUUGAAUAUGAUGGUUAAUUUUUAAAUGGUUAAUUUCAUGGUUUUGGAGUACAAUACAAUAAUAAUCCUGAUAUAAUGGAUGCUUUCCUUAAUAUUAAUGAAUUUCCUGGUAUUUUUAAUAAUUGGGUAAAAUAUGAAGGUGAUUUCUAUUUAAAUAAGUAUUUUCCUUAUUAGUAUUAGAAAACAUGGAAUUGGAAGUAUUAUAUUCUCUAAUGGUGAUUUUUAUAUUGGUGGAUUUCAAAAAGAUUAUAUGGAAGGAAGAGGUACUUACACUUAAAAAUAUGGAUAAACAUAUAUUGGUUUUUGGGAAGGUAAUAAACUAAAAUAUUGA